Molecule: messenger RNA, 432 nt
Organism: Trypanosoma brucei brucei TREU927
Lineage: Eukaryota; Euglenozoa; Kinetoplastea; Trypanosomatida; Trypanosomatidae
Exons: 1
Coding region: 1-432 (143 amino acids)
Source: RefSeq, a predicted model, not a curated record
AUGCGGCACUUUGGACCUUCCAUAGCACAUUUUCCCCUGAGCGCUAACCAACUGCGCUUCAAAGCAUCGCACAUUCGAAUAGCCAACCGCAAACGGGUAGAAAUGUUCGUAGCGAAGCGUUUCCACCUCCCAACACGACUUGCAACGGCUGCACCGGACAUCGCAGCAGAAUGGCAUGAUGAACUCAAUCCAAUGCACAUGUAUCCGGCAAUUAUUGGAAUUGGUCACGUGCAGCCGGUAUGGUGGAAGUGCGCCAUUUGCAGCCAUUCGUAUCAAAUGAGUGUUGAGAAACGUGUAGUGCGGGGUGGCGGCUGCCCUCAGUGUGUAGUUAAUGGGAAGCGAGCGGUAGCAGAUGGAGCGCUUGAAGGGGAAAUGGAUUCGCAGUUGCGGCCAAAGAGGCCCGUCAUGUUCAACAUGCGUACAAAGUACUGA